Batrachochytrium dendrobatidis JAM81 is the source of this 1696-nucleotide messenger RNA. RefSeq lists its product as uncharacterized. The transcript has a single exon. The record is from RefSeq and is a predicted model, not a curated record. NCBI's taxonomy places the organism in Eukaryota, Fungi, Chytridiomycota, Chytridiomycetes, Rhizophydiales. The coding region runs from base 1 to 798 and encodes 265 amino acids.
AUGAAACUAUCAACCGCUGUAUUGUCAUCAAUCCUGCUUACUUGCUCAGUUACUACAGCUAAACCAGCCCCUCCCAUUACAACUAUAAGCACUGUGCCUAAAAUUUCAACAGGUCAUAGUGCACGAGAUGCAGGAUUAGCUGGCAUUAACUCGCUUUCAACCCGUGAUAGGUCUGUUAUCAAAACCUUUGUAGCAAAAAAAGAGUACCAUAAAAAGGCAAGCAAACUACACGGCUUGGUACAAUCUGUGUAUAAUGCUCAGGCAAACCUAUUAAUUGGGCUGGGUGAGGACCCUAAACGCUUUCAAAGUAGAUCUUGGGAAAUCAGUGCCAAUCCAAAUCACGAGCUUAGUGAACAAUAUUUCAUUCUCUCCAAACUUAAAGAACAGUCUAGUAAGUCUAAUUACUAUUAUAGAUUGUCAUCUUCGGCAGUGAAUCAGGAACGAAACAACCUUGUGAAUCACUUUUUCGGGGGAGCUUCAAAUAGCAAACUAGUGAAUUCUCGUAUGACACUCCUCGAAUCAAACCCCACAAUUUUGAAUUGCAUCCGCGAAUUUGAAAAGGAAUUUGCUAGUCGACCACCACAACAAAGUUCUCAAUAUUCUGGUGCUCGACGACAAGGCUAUCAAUAUCCUGGUUCUCGACAACAGGGCUAUCAAUAUCCUGGUGCUCGACAACAGGGCUAUCAAUAUCCUGGUUCUCGACAACAGAGCUAUCAAUAUCCUGGCACUUGGCGACAAGGUUAUCAAUAUCCCGGUGCUUGGCGACAGAGCUAUCAAUAUCCUGGUGCUCGACGAUAAGGUUAUUAAUAUCUUAAUAUUAAAUAUCUGACAUUGGUGAAAAUAUCUGGAGUUUUUUCAAUUUACAAAAAACUUUUCCAGAUUCAACGAUGGGGUCAUCAUAUUUUAAUCAAGAGGCGUAUCAAUCAAUACAAUUGAUCCAAUUGAUUUGAAUUCUAAUCUGAUCUGGCUCAACUGUUUCAACUAUCAUUUUGAUUUAAUUUACAAUAAACUUUGAUUAUCAUUUGACGUUAAAUAUACAUACACCAUGACAUGUGUGACAUGUGUGAUUGACUAUAACUGGUAUGGACUGCAAUCGAUUGUACAUGGUAGUUUGAUAUCGAUUGCAGUUGUUGAUCGAUACUCGGACUACCCGAGUUUGUAUUCCUAGUUGUAUUCAUGACUGGAUAUUUGAUUGGAUACUUGACAUGACUGGUCAUAUAUGGUUUGCACAACAGCCUGGAUUGUACAAUGAUCACUGUCCAGAUAUACAUGUCAAGUGCGUGUAUAACCAGGUUGACGAUAUUGACCAGUUGACACAUGCUGAUCAAUGCAACUGGUGUGUAUUGUAUGUAUUGUGUGCAUAUACAUGUAUGGCUUGAUCACUCGGAUGUACAUACUCGACAUACAUAUCGACACGACAAUCAGAUCGACAACCACCAUCACAAUCAGGUUGUAUGUGGACAGUGUUGUAAUGUCGAGUGACUGGAUCCAAUUGCAGUGUAUAUACGAGUCAUACAACGAGUUAUUGAACAAGCUGCUCAACGAGUCAUACAAAGUUCGUGUUCGUGUUCGAGUGAUGCAAUACAAUACAAUGUGUACAUCAAUCCAGAAUACGAGUCAACCAUGACAUAUGAUCAUGAUGUGUGAUUGAUACAACUAUAUAGCGACAAUCGAUAUUGAUAUAGUAACACAACAU